Messenger RNA from Trichechus manatus latirostris (Florida manatee), 9837 nucleotides. It is a transcript of the gene NAMPT, whose product is annotated as nicotinamide phosphoribosyltransferase. The record is from RefSeq and is a predicted model, not a curated record. The transcript is spliced from 11 exons. Gene Ontology annotation, biological process: NAD+ biosynthetic process. The coding region runs from base 110 to 1585 and encodes 491 amino acids. Lineage: Eukaryota; Metazoa; Chordata; Mammalia; Sirenia; Trichechidae. Gene Ontology annotation, molecular function: nicotinamide phosphoribosyltransferase activity.
CCGACCGAGCGGUGACCUAAGCAACGGAGCGCAGUGAAGCCCAUUUUUCUCUUUCCUCGCAGCCGCGCCGUGGAGCCCGUGGCGCGCGGCCCCCACAUUGCGGCCCGAGAUGAAUGCUGCGGCAGAAACCGAGUUCAACAUCCUUCUGGCCACCGAUUCCUACAAGGUUACUCACUAUAAACAGUACCCACCCAACACAAGCAAGGUUUAUUCCUACUUCGAAUGCCGUGAGAAGAAGACAGAAAAUGCCAAAGUAAGGAAGGUGAAGUACGAAGAAACGGUAUUUUAUGGGUUGCAGUACAUUCUUAAUAAGUACUUAAAAGGUAAAGUAGUGACCAAAGAGAAAAUCCAGGAAGCCAAAGAGGUCUACAAAGAGCAUUUCCAAGAUGAUGUCUUCAAUGAAAAGGGGUGGAACUACAUUCUUGAGAAAUAUGAUGGGCAUCUUCCGAUAGAAAUAAAAGCUGUUCCUGAGGGCUCUGUCAUUCCCAGAGGAAAUGUUCUCUUCACAGUAGAAAACACAGACCCAGAAUGUUACUGGCUUACAAAUUGGAUUGAGACUAUUCUUGUUCAGUCUUGGUACCCAAUCACAGUGGCCACAAAUUCAAGGGAGCAGAAGAAAAUAUUGGCCAAGUAUUUGUUAGAAACUUCUGGUAGCUUAGAUGGCCUGGAAUACAAGUUACAUGAUUUUGGCUACAGAGGAGUCUCUUCCCAAGAGACUGCUGGCAUAGGAGCCUCUGCUCAUUUGGUUAACUUCAAAGGAACAGAUACAGUAGCAGGAAUUGCUUUAAUUAAAAAAUACUAUGGAACAAAAGAUCCUGUUCCAGGUUAUUCUGUUCCAGCAGCAGAACACAGUACCAUAACAGCUUGGGGGAAAGACCAUGAAAAAGAUGCUUUUGAACAUAUAGUAACACAGUUUUCAUCAGUGCCUGUAUCUGUGGUCAGCGAUAGCUAUGACAUUUAUAAUGCGUGUGAGAAAAUAUGGGGUGAAGAUCUGAGACAAUUAAUAGUAUCAAGAAGUACAGAGGCACCACUAAUAAUCAGACCUGAUUCUGGAAAUCCCCUUGACACUGUAUUAAAGGUGUUAGAUAUUUUAGGUAAGAAGUUCCCUGUUACAGAGAACUCAGAGGGCUACAAGUUGUUGCCACCUUACCUUAGAGUUAUUCAAGGGGAUGGAGUGGAUAUUAAUACCUUACAAGAGAUCGUAGAAGGCAUGAAGAAAAAAAAAUGGAGUAUUGAAAAUGUUUCCUUUGGUUCUGGUGGAGCUUUGCUACAGAAGUUAACAAGAGAUCUCUUAAAUUGUUCCUUCAAGUGUAGUUAUGUGGUAACCAAUGGCCUUGGGAUUAAUGUCUUCAAGGAUCCAGUUGCUGAUCCCAACAAAAGAUCCAAAAAAGGUCGAUUAUCUCUACACAGGACACCAGCAGGGAAUUUUGUUACGCUUGAGGAAGGAAAAGGAGAUCUUGAGGAAUAUGGUCAUGAUCUUCUUCAUACUGUCUUCAAGAAUGGAAAAGUGACAAAAAGCUAUUCGUUUGAUGAAGUAAGAGAAAAUGCAAAACUGAAUAUUGAACUGGAAGCAGCACCUCAUUAGUCUUUGUUUUCUGGCUGUGUGUGUGUAUGGGUGUGUACACGUGUAUAUGCGCAUGUACACAUGUAUACACCUGUGUGUGUGUGUAAUACAUAGAUAAUGUUGAUUGUACAGAUGCGUGGGGUUUCUUUGUGUUUUAUGAUACAUUACAGCCAAAUUAUUUGUUGGUUUAUGGACAUACUGCCCUUUCAUUUUUUUUCCUUUUUUCCAGUGUUUAGGUGAUCUCAAAUUAGGAAACGCAGUUAACCAUGUAACAGAUUAAUGCUAAAGUAAGCUUUUUAGGGCCCUUUGCCAAUAGAUAGUAAUUCAAUCUGGUAUUGAUCUUUUCACAAAUAACAGAACUGAGAAACUUUUAUAUAUAACAGAAGAUCACAUAAAACAGAUUUGCAUAAAAUUAUCAUGAUUGCUUUAUGUUUAUAUUUAACUUGUAUUUUUGUACAAACAAGAUUGUGUAAGAUAUAUUUAAAGUUUCAGUGAUUUAACACUCUUUCCAACUUUUCAUGAUUUUUAUGAGCACAGACUUUCAAGAAAAUACUUGAAAAUAAAUUACAUUGCCUUUUGUCCAUUAAUCAGCAAAUAAAACAUGGCCUUAACAAAGUUGUUUGUGUUAUUGUACAAUUUGAAAAUUGUCAGGACAUACCCUAUAGAAUUACUAACCUCACUGCCCCUUGUAGAAUAUGUAUUAAUCAUUCUACAUCAAACAAAAUAAUGGUUGUUACUGGAAUGUUUAGGCACUGUACAGUGAUUAUCUACCUUGGUCAUUGUAUUGUACCAGUGAAAUGCCAAAUUUGAAAGGCCUGUACUGCAAUUUUAUAUGUCAGAUAUUGCCUCUGGCUCUAAUGUACACCUCAAGAUUUUAAGAAGAUAAUGCUUUUAGAGAGAAUUUCUGCUUCCACUGUAGAAUAUAUACAUAAAUGUAAAAUAUUGACAGAAGUGGAAGUGGCAUAUUUUAAAGUAAUUACACUUCUGAAUUUAUUUUUCAUAUUCUGUAGUUGAUAUUACUUAAAUGAAUUAUUGGAGCUGGUAGUGAGUAUACUUAUUUUAAAUGUUUUGAUUCUGUUAUAUUUUUCAUUAAGUUUUUAAAAAAUUAAAUUGGAUAUUAAAUUGUAUGGGCAUCAUUUACUAAUUUUAAACAGAAUCCCUCAAAUAAUAAGCAAGUUUUUUUAUGACUAUAAAUGACCCUAUGAAAAGAAUGAUGACAUGAGUUUUAAUAGAAGAAUCUUAAAGCAGAAAGUUGGAUAAAUUCAAAUUGUUCAAUUUCAGAGUAUCUAGAGUGAUUGACUGCUAGACUCUGAAAUAGUCGUUGUAUCUGACUAGAGACCAGUUUUUUUCAGACAGCUUUUUUAUGUUUAGGACUAUUGUUCUAAGGCAGGGAUUGGCAAACUAUGACCCACAAGCCAAGUUCAGCCUGGUGCCUAUUUUUGUAAAUGCACAUUGUCUAUGGGCUACUUUCCCACUACAGCAGCAGAAUUAAAUGGUUACAGCAAAGACUAUAUGGCCUGUAAAGCCUAGGAGAUUUAUUCCCUGGCCCAUUACAGAAAAAGUUUGCUGACCCCUGUUCUAAGAAAAGGAGUGUGCCUUGAAUUUAAAUGAAAUAUUGGUUUGCAGGGAACGGAGGAGGCUAAAUUGAUAAUGGAAUUUUUCUCUCUUUUGUCCUUCCUUUUUUCAUUUAGGAAUCUGAUAUUGGGAAAUUAAUUUUAAAAAGUUUUAACAACAUGAUAUUAAAUGUGAAAUUUUAAAAACUGAAAAGCCAUAAGUGAUCUGUCUUAAACAAUUACAUAAGAAAAUACUCUAUCACUAGAAUAAUUUAAUUAGAGGUGAAUUAUCUUUAUUAAAUGUCUUUUAUAAGAUGCAUUAGAAUAUCGGUUUUUUCAGGUGAUUCUAAACACUUGUUUAGUGAGAACAAUAAGCAUUAUGCACAUUCAGUGAGUCUUCAUCCUGUAAUCCCUGGAUAAAAAAUAAUUUUAAGCUGAUUUUUUUAAAUGUAUUUAAGAUUAGUAGUAUUAUGAACACAUCUUCACAAAAUGUGUUAAGGAGUUUAUCAUAGAGAAGUAAAAGAAACUAUAUUUAUUACCAAUAACAAUUUUGAUAACCACCCAUAAUUUUGUAUUUGUUUAAACAUUAGAAUUAUACUACAGACAGUAUUUGUGUUCUGUGAAUUUCAAGAGUUUCAAAAUACCUGGAGGAGUUUUAUUUUGAAACUUUGAAUGCUAAAAGCUGUACAUUUGUAUAUGUCCAUAGAUUAGGGUGGGAGGUGGAAUGAUUAAUUCUGUUAGCCCUUAGCCACUUGGAACUGAUUUAUCCUGAAUUUCUGCCACCACAUGCUUAGUAUUGGAUCAUCCCCAUGCUGAGCAAUGGUUAACGUGGAUGUCAAAUCAACUCUGUUGCGUGUCACCCUUAAAACAGCCUAACUCUCAAACAAAAGGAAAUGGGAUGUAUGAGUCUGUUUAAGUCAUUAGAUUUGUAAUUGACAUAUUAAUUAAUCCCCCUCAAUUCAGAAUAACAUGAAGUAUUUAUAUUUUAAAUAGAAGGUCAGAGUUCUGUGUUAAGACUCAAAUUAUUUGUUCUCUAUCAAAGUAAAAUAGCUUUUAUGAUUAUCCCUUAUUUAAUUGCUUGAAAUUAUAAAAAAAAUUUAUAAUGAAGUCCAUCUUGGAAAAUUAGAAAAAUGGCAAGGUAUUUAUUGUUCUGUUUGCCAUAAUUUAGAACUCACACUUAAGUAUUUUGUAGUUUUACAUUUCUUUUUAACCCACUGAGUGGAGAAUGUUAACUGUCUCCCAAGUCGUAUGUCAAAUCAAUUCUAAUAUGUACUCAAAAUUAAAGAUAAACAUGCAAUAAACAUGGAAAUAAAGUUUAGCCAGCCGUAUUAGUGAAACAUGAAAUUUGACUGUGUGCUUCAAGUAGUGACAUUUUUAGACCUACCUUUUUUAGGUAUUCUUCCAGUUCAAAGAAUUAGAGAAAGAAGAAGGUAUCAAGGAUGACUCCGAUUUUCUGCCUUGUGCAACUAUAUAGAUGGCAGUACCUCUUACUAAGAGAGAAUACUGGAGGGAGCCCUGAUUUGGGGGCAAAGAGCAUGAUUCCUAUGUUAAGGUUUGCAAAGCCUUUGAGACAUUUAAAUGGAGAUGGGGUAAGUAGGUUGUUGGAUAUACAGGGUUGAGGACAGAGCAGGGGUCAGUAAACCACGGGCCUUAGGCCAAAUCCAACCCACCAUCUGUUUUUGUAAAUAAAGUUUUAUUGGAGCACAGCCAUGCCCCUUCAUUUAAGUAUUGUCUGGCUGCUUUCACACUAUAAUGGCAGAGUUGAAUAGUUAUAAUGGAGGCAGUAUGGCCCACAAAGGGCCAUAAUAAUUAACUAUCUAGCUCUUUACAGAAAGAGUAUGCUAGUUCUUGCUGUAGAGUAUAAAGAGAAGAGGACCUGGGGCAAAACCAUGAGGAACUUUAACAUUUGAAGGGUAAGUGGCAGAGGAUAAAGUGGCUAGGGAGACUGACAAGUGGUGACCAAAGAGAUAAAAGGAAAACCAGGAGGAGUAAAGCCAUGAAAGCCAAAGGAAGGGCAUUUCUCAGCUCAGGUGUUGAAUGCUUCUGAGAGGUCAUUAGCCACAGGGAAAUAAUUGGUGGCCUUAGUGACAUUGCUUGCCAAGAAAUGGAGGCAGAUGUCAGAAAGAAGCUACCUUACACGACUUUUUGAAUUUUGACUGUGAAAGGGAGGACAGAAUGACAGAAUAGCAUGUCUUCCUUUCCCCUUCUACUAUCUCUGAAAAGAACCCAGAAAAUAGGGAAAAGUUGAAGAUAAGAUGGCGAGAAGUGAUUAGUGAUGGCACUAGGCUCCUCAGAAGGUGAAUGAGAAUGGGAUCCAAAGCACUGGUAGAGGGAUUGGCCUUCAGAUGGAAGGCAGUACUUCUUUUCUGGAAGAAAAGAGAAGAGGAUGGCUGUAGAUGCAGGCCUUGGUUUUCUCUGUGAAGUCAGAGACCAGAUCACCUGAAAUUGAAGGGAAGGUGAGAAGGAGGUUUGAAAAUAAUACCUGUGGAGAAUAAAUUGAUCAUACAUGUAGUAGCUACGACUGCAAACAGUGUUGAGGACCCAGCUGUUAAAAAUUUGCCUGUUACGAUUUUUCUUCUCUCUAGUAGCACCCUGCUGCCUGGGUACGGUCACAAUGAAAAUGGAGGUACUUGGGUUCAUCCAGAAGUUGGGAUUCUACCAGAGAAGUUUGAUAGAACAACAAAGAGGCAAGGGCAUUCAGUAUAGUGUAUUGGCAUGAGAAUUAUUGAAAUAAUGGUCCUACAGAGGCUAGCUGGAUAGGAACAGAAGUGAAGCCGACACAGAGCUGUCUAACGGGAACACUAUAGAGUUCCAAUGGACAGUCACAUGACAGCUUUGAUAUAUUGGCAGUAGUUGCACAAGCAGAUUUGGAGGGUAGAAAAUGGUAGUUAGACCAGGAUGCUUGGAUUAAUAAUCUGAGAAAAGCAAAUUCAUGGCAUAGUAAGAUGUGACUGUGCAAUGGCUGAAUGAAAUAAGGAUCACUGGAGACAAGACAAUAUCAAGGAACCUGAGAGGACAAGUAGGUUAGGCAGAUGGACAUUGAAAUCAUCCAGGAAGAUGUCAGAAGAUGGAAUGGAGAGGAAAACUAAGUCAGGUGCCGAAGUGUCCUGUGAAUGAAGGGGAGCAAGCAGGACUGCAGGAGGCAGCAAUAAAGGAGGGAUGUGAGCCUCAAAAGGAUCAAGGAUUAUUCUAAGGAUUUGGAGAAUUAAUGGUCAGGAAGUGGCAGUGGAGACCACUAAACCCUUCCAAUCCUGAGAACGAGAUUUGAAGAGGCAAGCCCGCACAGCCUCUUAAAAAGAGUCCAGGCAUUUAUUGACAAGAACAGACUUACUCAAAAGUAUUUCAUGUAUUGUUAAAUGUUUGAUGUACCUUGCCAGGCACUCAAGCAGUAUUAGUUGAAUUAAUGAAUAAAUGGAGAGAAAGUUUCUUCUGGGUUUUAUUGACUGCUGUAAACACUCCUUUCACUGAAACAGGCCUAAGAUUCAAAGCUUUAUGUUUUCAAUUUUUGUUUUGUAUUGAGUGUUUUAAGAUUUACAUUUUGUUCAUCUUUUAAAGAGACCAUCCAAAGCAUUUUUGCAGCAUAGUAAAAUCAGUGAUAUCUUGUCACCUCUUAUAUGUAUUCAGAUUCCUCCCUCCUCAUUUUAAAUCAUCUUUUUCUUUUAUUCAAAAGUUUCUCUAAUUGUUACUUGCCCCUAAAGCAAUUCUGUCUUUGUUUUACAAUUCCUCAUUCCAUUAAAACUUGUAUUAUUAGAAUUUUUAAUUAGGUAUUCCAGCAAAAAGAAAUACGUUCUUGAAAGGAGUUUUAGAAAUUUUUUUCACUAACACAUAAAGGGGUCCCUAAUAAACAGGAAUUUUGCCCACAUGCUAUCACAUGGGCUAAUUGGCCCCUUUUCUUUUAGAAAAGGAUAUACUCAUUCUUUCAAGAGGAUUUGCAUUUACUUAUGUCAGGCAUUUGGGGAACCUGAGGUUUUUACCACUGUACAGGGCCCACAGUGCUCUCUAGGUGAAUAGUAUAGUCUGGCAAGUAACUUUUCUACCAGUUUAUAGCAUUAUCUUUGUGCAGAAAGAUAUGAUUCUGAUUCACAUUGUUUUAUGUUCGUCCCAGAAAAAAGAAAUAUCACUCUUUGUUUGGCAACAGUUUAAUUUAAAAAUGCAGUAACUCUGACCUGCUUUAUUUUUUUAAUUGUGUGAUUGGCUGCUGAGUUGUUUCUUCUUUGACAUAAACUAGGGAGUACAUUCUGUAUCUUUUAUUAAGAUGGAUUAGCUAUUGUGCUUAUGAGCUUUCCCAAUAAAUUGGCUACAAAUUUAAUUCUGAUUAGGUCUUCCUGAACAGCCUGAAGAUUACCAGGUUUUUGAGCCUGGAAGAAAACUACUCUUAUCUUCAGCCUCUGUCUUUCUACUGCUUUCUCCUCAGAUAAUAAACAUGUUCCUGUUUCUGCCAUCCUUAAAAAAUAAUAACUUUCUCUUGGUAACACUAGCUCUAGUCUCCCUUCUCUCAUUCAUAUCCAUACUUCUCAAGCUGUGUAUGUUUACUCUCCAUUUACUGCCUCUCUUUCUCUCUCUCUCUCUCUCUCAUACACACACACACAUUCAUUCAUCUCCCAUCUGGUUCUCACCCACACCUUUCUAAGGAUGCUUCUCUUAUUGAACAGUAACCUCCCAAUUGCCAAAUGAAUGAAUUUAGUUCAUAUCUCACCGAAGGACCUCUCUUGCAUUUACCACUGUUAAUAAUUCAUUCUUUGUCUUUUUUGUAACAUUCUUCGAUCUUCUACAUCUCUGUGAUGAUCCAGUCUCUCCCUUGGGCUCUUCAUACACUUGCCUUUUAAAUGUUGGCACAUCACAUUUCUGUGCAUAUUCAUCUUGGCUGAUCUCAGCCAUCCACAUGGUCUUGACUAUCGCUUAUAUAAUAAAGACUCCAUGCACUUAAUAACUCAUUAGAUCUUCAAACCUUUGACUCACUCUACUUGUCUAAGGUACAUUUCUAUCCAGAUGCCUACUCAAAUGGAACAAGACCAAACUUACCACACCAUCUCAUUUGGAGAUUCAACCAGCCACCCAGGCAAGAAAUCUGGGUGCCAUCUUUGACUUCUCUAUUACCCCACACAUGUAAUCAACCACAUAGUCCUAUUGUGUCUCCUCUCCAACUCCCUAUUUCAGGCUUUCAGAUCUCUUCCUGAAAUAACAGAAAAAUUGUCUACUUUUACUAUCUCCAAUCCAUCUUCCCUUCCCUCUGCUACCAGAGUAUUCUAACAAAAUCUUAACAGAGUUAGUCCCCUACUUAGGGCCUUUCAGUGUUCCCUUUAGCCUGCAGGAUACUCCUCAGAAUCUAGCCCGACCCACAAAACUCUCCCUGUUCUGGCCCGUGUGCUACACGUAUAGCCUCAUGCCUUGCCCUUCAUUUUCUGUGCCAGCAUCAUUGACUUACUCUACCUUAUACAACACUAUACCAUUUUCUCCCUGUCUCUACCUUUGCUUAUGCUGAUCCCUCAGCCAGGAAUGCCUUCCCUUGGCUAACUCAUUUUAGGUGAUAACUCCUUCAAGAAGCCUUCAGUGGCUUUCACUCAUCUGCUGUCCCCCACCCCAGUGCCUUUCCUCUGCCCUCCAUAGUUAUUGAGUGUAUUUAAAGUUAGCACUGAAAAUCCCUGAGUCUGUGUCCAUAGUAGACAGUGCACUUCCUGAAGCAGGAAUAGUGUUUCAUUUAUCUAUAUCCCUGCAUUUAGCACAUAGAAGACUUUCAAAUGUUUGUUGAGUAAAUAACAUUAAGAAACACUUUUAAAGUGUUCUGGUAACCUCUCUGUAGUAAUAAUACCCUGAACAUUUUAGCAAGUGUUAAAAAAAGGGGAGAACAUUUUAAUAAGUUUUUUUUUUAAAGGAUAACUUUUUCAAAACAUGUUCACAUAUUACUGCCUUUUUAAAAAUCCUUACAGUGAAUUCAUGAAGUAGAUAGGGUAUUUCAUCAAAUUAUAGAUUAGAAAACUAAGGUAUAAAGAGGUUAAAUUAUAUAAGUAUUAAAAGGCUAUGUUAUAUGUAGUUCACUGAAUUUGAUGAAAGGUAUGGACCCUCUUCCCAGAAAAAUUCUCAUGUGUGCAUACACAAAACAUUUUGUAUAUAAUUUAAAGUAGCUAGUUCCACAGACUCUGUAUUGGAAACUCUUCCUCUAGUUAAUUGCAGAGUAGGGAUUAGGAUUUAAGGCGCUUUCUACCAAAUGCCAUUCCCUCUCUAUUUGAACUUCUAGUGAUGCUAUUAGGAAUCUUAAUAUUUCAAUUCCCUCAAAUUGUUUCCGGAACAAGGCAAAAUAAAUAUAAUUUUCAUUCCUCACUUGAGGGGUUCUACAGGUUUCACUGAUGCAAUUCCAAAAUUGGUGACUAUUUUAAAUGCCUCUUUUAUAGAUAGAGAAACAAAAGUUUAGGAAAUAAAAUUAAUAAAUCUGAGCAAAUGAAGUGGGAAAAUUAAGAAGAAAACCCAGGAAUCUUCUAUGCAAGUUAGCAACACAGAACUCUUAGCAAAAACUUUCUUUGUGUUUUUAUAACUAGAAGAUUCUGUUUCCAGAAAUGUAGCAGACUAGGUAAUUUCUGACCACCCCAUUGAAAACAACAAAAACUGAUGGAUAACUUUUUUUAAGUAAUGUACUAACUGGACAGUGAAAAACUACCAGAUCAGUGUCCAAGUUAAAAUGCUGGAGAGUAACCAACCACUGAAGGUGCUUUUACCAUGGUGGCA